ACACAAUGGAUCUAAACUGAGCGAAGAUGAAGCAAUGGAUGUUGCCUCUGGCCAUUCGGCCUUUGUUUCUCUUGCUCCCAAUACUGCAACAAGUUGGUUCAAGCAAGUGUAGCAACAACAGUUAUUUGAUCAACGUGAUGCUCAUGGAUAAUACAGAUUUCCCAGUAACUGCUUCUGAUUUGAUGUCAGCUGUGAAACAAGCCUUGGAAAUUAUACAAGAGCAGUUCCAGAUGGAAGGAGUAAAUGUUACAGUAGAUGCUAGCUUCCACAACUUUAGCACAUCACUAUAUUUCUCACAAGGCUGUCGUACCAGCACCUGUGAAGGGGUGGACCUCAUCAGGCAAAUUUAUAGUAAAGGCUUACUUGGCUGUGCUGUCAUAGGACCUGCUUGCACUUAUGCCACCUACCAAAUGGUCUCAGUGGACACCAUACUGAGCAUGCCUCUGAUCUCUGCAGGGAGUUUUGGACUGUCCUGUGACUAUAAAGAAAACCUAACCCGCAUUCUGACCCCGGCCAGGAAACUGAACGACUUUUUCCACUAUUUCUGGAAUAACGCCGGUUUGCCUUUCAAAACUACAGCCUGGGAAUCUGCCUACAUUUACAAGAGGAAUGAGAACUCAGAGGUUUGCUUCUGGUACAUGAAUGCUUUAGAUGCUGGAGUAACACAAUUCUCUGAAAACCUGAAGGUCAAGGAAAUUUUAAGGACUUCAGACCAGUUUAAAAAAACUGUGAAGGAUCCAAACCGGAAGAGCAAUGUGAUCAUCAUGUGUGGUUCUCCUGCUGACGUCAGCACUGACCUAGGGACGGAGCAAGUGGAUGAAGACAUAAUUAUCAUCCUGAUAGAUCUCUUCAAUAACACAUACUUCAAGGACAACAGCUCAGACAGUUACAUGCAAAAUGUACUUGUCCUGACCCUUCAGCCACCUGAUAACAACUCAAAUACCACAAAGAUUGAUGAAGCCAUCCAGGUAACUACAGAUGAAAACGAUUUUGUUCUUGGCUAUUUUAAUGCAGUCUUGCUUUUUGGACAUAUUCUGAAGAAAUUAAUCUCCUUCCAGAAACCAGUUUCGCCUGCCAGUUUAAUCGAUGAAUUCCGAAAUGUCACUUUUGAAGGUGCACGAGGUCCUGUGACUCUAGAUGAAUUUGGAGACAUUGAUGUCAAUCUGACCCUGCUGUAUACAUACCAGUCUACACAUUUCAGGACUCUCCUGUAUUUUGACACUCACAAGAAUGAGACACGUCCACUGACUGCCAGUCCGGAUUUUGUCUGGAGAAGCCACAAGCUGCCUAAUGAUACUCCAGGCACUGGUCCACAUGUCUUGACUAUUGCUGUCUUUACACUUGCUGGAAUUGUGAUUCUGGUUCUGAUCAUCUCUUUGUUUGUUCUAAGGAAGUACAGAAAAGAUAAUAGACUUCGAAAUAAGAAAUGGUCCCAUAUACCACCUGAGAAAAUCUUACCUCUGGAGACCAGUGAGACGAGUUAUGUUAGUUUGAAGAUUGAUGAAGAUAAAAGGCGUGACACCACCCAAAGACUGCGCCAAGGCAAAUAYGAUAAGAAGGUGGUGAUCCUAAAGGAUCUCAAGAACAACGAUGGUAAUUUCACAGAGAAGCAAAAAAUAGAACUGAACAAGCUUCUACAGAUGGAUUACUACAACCUGACCAAGUUCUAUGGCACUGUGAAGAUAGACACCAUGAUUUUUGCAGUGAUUGAGUACUGCGAGAGAGGUUCCUUGCGGCAUGUUUUAAAUGAUAAAAUCUCCUACCCUGAUGGCACUUUCAUGGAUUGGGAAUUUAAAAUCUCUGUUAUGUUUGAUAUUGCCAAGGGAAUGUCUUACCUGCACUCAAGCAAAACCGAAGUCCAUGGUCGACUUAAAUCCACGAAUUGUGUAGUGGACAAUCGCAUGGUGGUGAAGAUCACUGAUUUUGGCUGUCAUUCAAUUCUACCACCAAAGAAAGACCUGUGGACGGCUCCUGAGCACCUUCGCCACGCUAAUGUGUCUCAGAAGGGAGAUGUGUACAGCUACGGGAUCAUUGCCCAAGAAAUCAUCCUGCGCAGGGAGACCUUCUACACUGGAGCCUGCAAGGACACUAAAGAGAAACUUUACAGAGUAGAGAGAGGCAAAGGAGAGAAACCCUUCCGACCAGACCUGUCACUGGAAAUGGUGGGAGAAAGAGAAAUGGAAGUGUAUACACUAGUGAAAAGCUGCUGGGAGGAGGAUCCAGAAAAAAGGCCUGACUUUAAGAAAAUUGAGAACACUCUGGCCAAAAUAUGCAGUAACUACCACGGCCAGACCAAUGAAAGCUACAUGGAUACCUUGAUCCGGCGUCUGCAGCUGUAUUCCCGUAAUCUGGAGCACCUGGUGGAGGAAAGGACAGAACUGUACAAAGCAGAGAGAGACAGAGCAGAUAGGCUUAAUUUCAUGUUACUUCCAAGGCCAGUAGUAAAAUCUUUGAAGGAAACUGGCCUAGUAGAACCAGAGCUAUUUGAAGAAGUCACUAUCUACUUUAGUGACAUUGUUGGCUUCACCACACUCUGCAAAUACAGCACCCCAAUGGAAGUGGUAGAUAUGCUCAACGAUAUCUACAAGAACUUCGACCACAUUCUUGACCAUCAUGAUGUUUACAAGGUUGAGACCAUUGGUGAUGCCUACAUGGUGGUGAGCGGUUUACCGAAGAGGAAUGGCAAUCGCCAUGCAGUGGACAUCUCUAUGAUGGCUCUGGACAUCCUCAGCUUCAUGGGAUCCUUUGAACUGCGACAUCUGCCAGGCUUGCCUGUCUGGAUUCGCAUUGGAAUUCACUCUGGUCCAUGUGCAGCUGGUGUGGUUGGAAUAAAAAUGCCUCGCUACUGUUUAUUUGGAGAUACGGUGAACACAGCUUCACGGAUGGAAUCCACAGGCUUGCCUUUAAGGAUUCAUGUAAAUGGUUCCACUAUUGCCAUCCUGAAAAGAACAGGCUGCCGGUUCCAAUAUGAAACAAGAGGAGAAACAUACUUGAAGGGCAGAGGAACUGAGGUUACUUACUGGUUGACGGGCUCUGAGGACAAGGAAUAUAAUCUCCCAACACCUCCUUCUGUGGAGAAUCAGCAGCGGUUACAAGCUGACUUAGCAGAGAUGAUAACUAAGACCCUUCAGAAGCGGGAAGCUGAAGGGUUCAAGCAGCGGGAGCUUUCACGGGUACCCAGCUACCGAACAGGUACCCUAGAAUACUUGCAACUGGCCAGCACAGAUAAGUCUACCACAUAUCUUUAA
This is a messenger RNA of Nothoprocta perdicaria, 3248 nucleotides long. RefSeq names its product guanylate cyclase 2C (gene GUCY2C). Gene Ontology annotation, biological process: protein phosphorylation; intracellular signal transduction; receptor guanylyl cyclase signaling pathway. The record is from RefSeq and is a predicted model, not a curated record. Gene Ontology annotation, molecular function: guanylate cyclase activity; peptide receptor activity; protein kinase activity. The transcript has 27 exons. Bases 27 to 3248 code for a protein of 1073 amino acids. NCBI's taxonomy places the organism in Eukaryota, Metazoa, Chordata, Aves, Tinamiformes, Tinamidae.